This is a messenger RNA of Bombus impatiens (common eastern bumble bee), 9495 nucleotides long. It is a transcript of the gene Itpr, whose product is annotated as inositol 1,4,5-trisphosphate receptor. Gene Ontology annotation, cellular component: endoplasmic reticulum; membrane. NCBI's taxonomy places the organism in Eukaryota, Metazoa, Arthropoda, Insecta, Hymenoptera, Apidae. Gene Ontology annotation, molecular function: inositol 1,4,5-trisphosphate-gated calcium channel activity; inositol 1,4,5 trisphosphate binding. Gene Ontology annotation, biological process: calcium ion transmembrane transport. The transcript is spliced from 50 exons. The coding region runs from base 313 to 8766 and encodes 2817 amino acids. The record is from RefSeq and is a predicted model, not a curated record.
UUUGAAAUAUUUUUGGCCAUUCGAGGAACGUGUUCCGGCAUUCGUAAGACCGGUGCGUUACCGCACUACGUUCAACGAUUUCGAUCGACAACGUGAAGUGCUCCGAAAGUGUUGGAACUGGUACAGGCGACCAGAACCCCUUUUGGCCACAACCACACAAGAGACAAACUCGAGCAAACUGUAUCAAUUAUUGUCGAAAAUGACAACGUGUAGCCAUGAAUAAUUCGCUCGGCUAAGAGGUUGAAUUUCUACGACUUUGGGGCAGCGAGAGAGAAAGAAAGAGCGAGAGACUCCGAACACAACAGCUUCAAGAUGGGCGAGAUCCUCGGCUCUGCGAGUUUCCUUCAUCUGGGCGACAUCGUCAGCCUAUACGCCGAAGGCAACGUAUCCGGCUUUCUCUCCACCCUCGGGUUGGUGGACGAUAGAUGCGUGGUAUGUCCCGAGGCUGGAGAUUUAUCGAAUCCACCCAAGAAGUUCCGAGAUUGCCUGUUCAAAAUAUGCCCUAUGAACCGUUACUCCGCCCAAAAACAAUUUUGGAAGGCAGCAAAGCAAAGCGCUAGCGGCACCGACGCCGUGCUUUUGAAAAGAUUGCACCAUGCCGCCGAGAUAGAAAAGAAACAAAACGAGACUGAAAACAAGAAACUGCUUGGCAGCGUGGUCUCCUACGGUAAUGUGGUGCAGCUAUUGCAUCUGAAAUCCAAUAAAUUCCUGACGGUGAACAAGAGACUUCCGGCGCUACUCGAGAAGAACGCGAUGAGGGUGUACCUGGACGCGAACGGCAACGAGGGCUCCUGGCUCUACAUAAUGCCUUUCUACAAACUGCGUAGCGAUGGCGAUAGCGUAGUCGUCGGUGACAAAGUGAUUUUGGAACCAGUGAACGCCGGAAGACAAGGUCUGCAUGUGGCCGCCAAUUACGAAUUGAGCGAUAAUCCCGGUUGCAAGGAAGUGAACGUAGUGAAUGCGGCUACGUCCUGGAAAGUAACGUUAUUUAUGGAGCAUAGGGAGAACCAAGAGGAAAUUUUAAAGGGUGGCGAUGUCGUUCGUCUGUUUCACGCGGAACAAGAGAAGUUUCUUACAAUGGACGAGUACAAGAAGAAGCAACAUGUAUUUCUCAGGACUACUGGUAGAACUAGCGCCACUGCAGCUACGAGUAGUAAAGCUUUGUGGGAGGUUGAGGUCGUUCAGCACGAUCCUUGCAGAGGAGGAGCAGGUCAUUGGAACUCCCUGUUCCGAUUCAAACAUUUGGCGACGGGACAAUAUUUGGCCGCAGAAAUUGACACCGACGAACCACGUGAGACCACAAAAGGCAAGCGUGAUCCACCUGGGCCGGUAUAUAGAUUAGUAUCAGUACCACACAGUAACGAAAUAAGUUCCUUAUUCGAAUUGGAUCCGACUACGUUAACGAGAGGCGACAGUUUGGUCCCACAAUCAUCGUUCGUCAGGUUACAUCAUAUAUGUACGAACACCUGGGUUCACUCGACCAGUGUACCAAUCGAUAAGGAUGACGAAAAACCUGUUAUGUCAAAGGUGGGUUGUGCAAUCAAUAAAGAAGAUAAAGAGGCGUUUGCACUGAGGUCAGUGUCGCCAGUCGAGGUGCGAGAUCUCGAUUUUGCGAAUGACGCAUGCAAAGUGUUAGCGUCAAUUAGUGGUAAACUGGAAAAGGGUACGAUCUCGCACAAUGAAAGAAGAGCCGUGACAAGUUUAUUGCAGGAUAUAGUAUAUUUUAUAGCUGGCUUAGAGAACGAGCAGAAUAAAUCCGAAGCUUUAGAUUUAAUCGUUACCAAUGCUGUCAGGGACCGGCAAAAGUUAUUGCGAGAGCAAUACAUACUUGGUCAAUUAUUUAAGAUACUUCAGGCUCCAUUCUUAGAGUCUGCGGAAGGUGAGGGACCAUUUCUUAGAAUAGAAGAAUUGAAUGAUCCACGACACGCGCCGUACAAAUAUAUGUUUCGUUUAUGUUACCGAAUACUUAGAUUAUCUCAACAAGAUUAUCGGAAAAACCAGGAAUAUAUCGCGAAACACUUUGCUUUCAUGCAAAAGCAAAUUGGGUACGAUAUUUUGGCGGAAGAUACUAUCACCGCAUUGUUACACAAUAAUAGGAAAUUAUUAGAAAAGCAUAUCACGGCAGCGGAAAUUGAAACUUUCGUGGGACUUGUGAGAAAAAAUAUGCACAAUUGGGAGUCCAGAUUCUUAGAUUAUUUAUCAGAUUUAUGUAUUUCUAACAGAAAAGCGAUUGCCGUAACACAAGAAUUAAUUUGUAAAAGCGUACUAAGCGAAAAGAAUAAAGAUAUAUUGUUAGAAACUAGGAUGACGAAAACUCAGGUUGAAGUCGAAGAGUUAGACGAGAAACAGGAGAAUGAUGAACCACGAAUAACUGUGAUGGAAGAGUAUGAAGUUUUUCUUGUAUGGAAUAAUGGGAUGAAGACAAUGUCUUUAAACGAGUUAUCAAGAGCAGCAAAGAUAGGCAACGUUCAAGACGCAGCCAUAUUAGACUAUUAUAGACAUCAAUUAAAUCUCUUCAGCAAUAUGUGUCUAAAUAGACAGUAUUUGGCGUUAAAUAACUUAUCACCACAUUUGGACAUCGGUCUUAUACUCAAGUGUAUGGAGGACGAAACGGUGCCAUAUGAAUUACGCGCCUCAUUUUGUCGACUUAUGUUACAUCUUCACGUUGACAGAGAUCCGCAAGAGCAAGUGACACCAGUUAAAUACGCCCGACUUUGGUCUGAAAUUCCUUCGAAAAUGAGCAUUAAUGAUUACGAUGCAAACAGGAUGCGGGAUCAAAAUAAGGAAGGCGUGCGCGCCAAGUUUAGCGCAACUAUAAUGUUUGUGGAAGAUUAUUUGUGUAAUGUUGUGGCAAAGAUGUGGUCUUUUGCGGAUCAAGAACAGAAUAAACUUACGUUCGAAGUCGUCAAAUUGGCACGCGAUUUAAUUUAUUUCGGUUUCUACAGCUUCAGCGAUCUUUUGAGAUUAACGAAAACGUUGCUCAGUAUUUUGGACUGUAUCUCAGAAAACGAUGUAGCUGAUGGAAAAAUUCCGACUGGUGACAUUGAUUCUGAUUCUGUGGAUUCUAAGGACAUAGCGGAAGGUGGAGUAUUGAGAUGUAUUGGAGACAUGGGCGCAGUAAUGACGAGCUUAACACUGGGUCCAGCUGGUCAAGUAUUGGCAGGCAGUUCAUCUCCUAGACCAAAACCACUUUUGAAAAAAGAAUAUCCUCUAGUAAUGGACACGAAGCUGAAAAUAAUCGAAAUUUUACAAUUCAUACUCGAUGUUCGAUUGGACUACAGGAUUUCUUGUUUGCUGAGCAUCUUCAAGCAAGAGUUUGAUGAAACUGAAAGAGCUUCCGGUGACUUGAGUCUUGGUCAGAAAACUAUCGAUUUAGAAUUAAUAGGCACACAAGCAGAGGGUAUAUUUGGUAGCAGCGAGGAAUGUGUGGCGUUGGAUCUAGAUGGCCAAGGUGGCCGAACAUUUCUACGUGUUUUGUUACAUUUGGCUAUGCACGAUUAUCCACCGUUAGUUUCCGGAGCGUUACAUUUGCUUUUCAGACACUUUAGCCAAAGACAAGAAGUUUUACAAGCAUUUAAACAAGUGCAACUUUUGGUUUCCGAUAGCGACGUUGAAUCCUAUAAACAAAUAAAAUCCGACUUAGAUGUUUUACGACAGUCGGUUGAGAAAUCGGAACUUUGGGUUUACAAAUCUAAAGCAUCGGAGGAACAUGGUAAUAAAAAGAAGAAGAGUAAAGAGGAAGAAGAUGAUGGAGCUACUCCUCGAAAAGCUCCGCCUCAAUUGUCUACAUCGGAUAAAAAAGGAUCUGCGAUAGAUUUAGACAUUGGUCCGCCAUUGCACGCAGACCAAGCGGAGGAAUAUAAAAAGAUACAACAGAUCCUAAUUCGAAUGAACAAGUUAUGCAUUCAAACGAUAGGUGGUCAAAUAAAACCACGAAAACACGAGCAAAGACUUUUACGCAACGUCGGAGUACAUACGGUCGUCCUAGACUUGUUGCAAGUUCCGUUUGACGCGAAGGAGGACGUCAGAAUGAACGAGUUGAUGCGACUGGCGCACGAUUUUCUACAGAACUUUUGCUUAGGAAAUCAACAGAAUCAAGUUCUUUUACAUAAGCAAUUGGAUUUGUUUUUAAAUCCUGGUAUACGCGAAGCUCAAACAGUAUGUAGCAUUUUUCAAGACAAUUCGACUUUGUGCAAUGAAGUAAAUGCCAAGGUGAUACAGCAUUUUGUGCAUUGCAUAGAAACUCAUGGGAAACAUGUACAAUAUUUGAAAUUUCUUCAAACGAUAGUAAAAGCUGAGAAUCAAUUUAUUAGGAAAUGCCAGGAAAUGGUAAUGCAAGAAUUGGUUCAAGCAGGCGAGGACGUUUUGGUUUUUUAUAACGAUCGAGCUUCUUUCAAUCAUUUUGUGGAAAUGAUGCGAUCUGAACGACAUCGGAUGGACGAAAGUAGUCCACUCAAAUACCACGUAGAAUUGGUUAAGUUAUUAGCUUGCUGUACAAUGGGUAAAAAUGUUAAUACGGAAAUUAAAUGUCACAGUCUUUUACCACUAGACGAUAUCGUUGUUAUGGUGUCGCAUUCAGAUUGCAUACCUGAAGUAAAGGAAGCAUAUAUUAAUUUCCUGAAUCAUUGUUACAUUGACACGGAAGUCGAAAUGAAAGAAAUUUACACGUCAAAUCAUAUGUGGUCGUUGUUCGAAAAGUCUUUCAUUGUAGACAUGGGAAUUAUAGCAACAGCCACACACGAUCGUGAACACGCUGACACAGCUCUGGAAAAUUAUGUGACAGGUUGCCUAAUGAAUAUCAUUACAACGUUCUUUAGCAGUCCAUUUUCAGAUCAAAGUACUACAGUACAGUACGUCAUAAUGGAGAAACAUCUCCACGAGGCUAGACUUUAUUGGAGCAUCAAGGAAAGUGACCGGAUUACUGAUACUAAUGUUACUGGCUAUACACGACAACCUAUAUUCGUUCAAUUACUUCAUGCGGCUUUUAAAGUCUCACAGUGUGGGUGGCUAAAUGCUGGUCAAAGAUUUAAUGUCGAAAAUUGUAUAAGAACAUUAUCAGACGUAGCUAAAGGAAGAGGCAUAGCCAUUCCAACAGAUUUGGAGAGCCAAGUUGCUUCCAUGUUCAAUAAGGCAGCGAUGCUUAGUAGACAAACAAGUAAAUGGCUUCAAGCUGCGAAACAACCAAAGAUAGAACGUACACAAAGUCAGAGUGACUUAAUUUGUGAGGAAGAUAGUAAAGAUCAGCUAAUGCGUUUGGAUCGAAGUAUCAUAGAAGGUUUACAAGACAUAGUAUCGUUAUUGGAAGAACAAUUGAAACCACUAGUUCAGUCUGAAUUAUCUUUGUUAGUGGAUAUACUCUAUCGGCCAGAAUUACUGUUCCCAGCAGCGAGUGACGCUAGAAAACGUUGCGAGAAUGGUGGCUUCAUCAAAAGAUUAAUCAAACAUACGGAAAAGCUACUCGAAGAAAAGGAAGAAAAAUUAUGUGUAAAGGUGUUGAGGACUCUCAGGGAAAUGAUGGCCAUUGACCCUGAAUACGGCGAGAAGAGCGAGGGUGUCAUGGAAGAAGAAGAAACAGAGCAGAAGGCCGAGUCACAAGAAGGCCGAGGAACAGACUCUGUCGAUGAGUCUGAGACUCGUCAUAUGACUCAGGAAGAGCGGGGAGAUGUACUGCGGAACAAUCUCCUGGUUCGUUACUUUGGAAAGUCCUUCAUACAGAAACCGGAAAACGUGGAAAUUGGAGUAUCGCAUACUGCUCCAAUUACACAUGGACCAGGGGCUAAACUACUGAGUCGCGCAGGACGCACGUUGCACGAGAUUCAAAGUCAUCUCGAUCGUGAAGGUGCCUCAGAUUUGGUAGUGGAGCUGGUGAUUAAAAGCGUCCACUCUCCGAGUAUAUUUGUGGAAGCUAUAGAACUUGGCAUCGCGUUGUUGGAAGGAGGAAAUCCUAUUAUACAGAAGAGUGUGUUCAAUAAACUAAUGGGUGGUGAUUUGAGUCAAUCCUUUUUCAAGGUGUUUUACGACAAAAUGAAAGACGCUCAGCAAGAAAUAAAAUCCACGGUUACAGUGAACACUUCUGAUAUAGCAGCGAAAGCCCACGAAGACAAGGAACAGAGCAAAGAAAUAGAAAAGAUAUCAAAGAAGCGUACAUCAGGGAAACCCAAUGGGAUAGUAAUAACAGACGAGCUACGAGAAGAAUUAAAUCAAGCUGCAUCCUCUACCGUGCAAGCGUACGCGAAUGUGCGUAAUCUUGCUUCCGGCGAAGAUCCAACGAACAACGCAGCUCUGGGAAGUGCGUUGGAAGAUAUGAUAGCAGAAAAAUUAGAAAGGCAUCGUACGGGAACAACUGGUAACGAGAGAGACGAAGGGCAAUUGAGUGCGAAAGUUUUAGUAAUGCAGCCAAUUUUACGUUUUUUGCAAUUGUUGUGUGAAAAUCACAAUCGUGACUUACAGAAUUUCUUACGUAAUCAAAAUAACAAGACGAAUUUCAAUCUGGUAUCCGAAACGCUCAUGUUCUUAGACUGUAUCUGUGGUUCAACGACUGGCGGAUUAGGAUUGUUAGGGCUGUAUAUAAAUGAACAAAAUGUUGCGUUAAUCAAUCAGACAUUGGAAACAUUGACAGAGUACUGCCAGGGACCGUGUCACGAUAAUCAGAACUGUAUUGCAACACACGAGUCUAACGGAUUAGAUAUAAUAACAGCCUUGAUAUUGAACGAUAUUAAUCCUUUGGGAAAAACUAGAAUGGACCUGGUGUUAGAGUUAAAAAAUAACGCUAGCAAAUUGUUGCUUGCUAUAAUGGAAAGUAGAGGAGAUAGCGAGAAUGCGGAAAGGAUUCUGUAUAAUAUGAAUCCAAAACAAUUAGUUGAUGUCGCAUGCCGUGCAUUCCACCAAGAAUCUUUGGACGAUGAUGGCGACAUGGAUGAUUCUUCUAUAGAUGGCGAAGAAGGAGUAUCACCCAAAGAGGUCGGGCAUAAUAUUUAUAUCUUGUGUCAUCAAUUAGCACAGCAUAAUAAAGAAUUAUCAUCGAUGUUGAAACCAUCUGAACAGAAUAAUGCAGAUCCGAAAAUUAACAAGGCAUUGCAAUAUUAUGCGAGUCAUACAGCCCAGAUUGAGAUCGUUAGACAUGAUAGAACGCUGGAGCAAAUUGUCUUCCCAAUUCCUGAGAUUUGUGAACUCAUUACUUUGGACACGAAGAUUAAAGUAUUAAAUACUACAGAACGCGACGAUCAAGGGUCGAAGGUUUCUGAUUUCUUUGAAAGGACCGAGGAUAUGUUUAACGAAAUGAAAUGGCAGAAGAAACUUAGAGGGCAACCAGUGUUAUUCUGGAUGAGCAGUUACAUGUCACUUUGGAGUAAUAUUUUAUUCAACUGUGCGGUACUCAUAAAUCUUAUCGUAGCUUUCUUCUAUCCAUUUGUAGAUUCUGUGCCUAAAUUGAGUUCACACUUAUCUGCCCUUAUCUGGGCGGUGAUGCUUUCGUCAGCUGUUAUUGUCAUUACCUUACCUCGAGAAUCUGGUAUACGAACGCUAGUAGCUUCAACGAUAUUACGAUUGAUUUUUUCCAUAGGACCAGAACCAACAUUAUGGUUACUUGGUUUUCUUACGGUUGUAUUAAAAGUUGUACAUCUUAUAAGUAUUAUAGGUAAUCAGGGCACUUUGACAAAGAGUCUAGAGCAAAUAGUGACAAACGUUGAACUUUUGUAUCAUAUGUCGUAUCUUAUAUUUUGCGUUCUCGGCAUUUGUAUGCAUCCAUUUUUCUACUCAGUUUUACUUUUUGACGUAGUGUAUCGCGAAGAAACGUUGCUCAAUGUAAUAAGAUCUGUUACAAGGAACGGAAGAUCCAUCAUACUUACCGCUGUAUUGGCGUUAAUUCUAGUUUAUAUGUUCUCCAUUAUCGGUUUUAUGUUUUUCAAGGACGAUUUUCUGGUGACAGUCGACGAGGAGCUUGUGUCAUCGUAUAUGGAUGCAGCGGCGGGUACUUGUAACAUUGCUGAUAAUGAAAAAUGCGAAGCAACGGAGACAGUAUCCCGAUAUAUUCGCGAUGUGAACGAAGAAGACAGUCAGGCAGAUGUAAUUAACGUUGGAGGAGAACUAAAGGAACGGGCAUGCGAUUCUCUUGUUAUGUGUAUUGUUACAACUUUGAAUCAAGGUUUAAGAAAUGGUGGAGGAAUUGGAGAUAUUCUACGGGCCCCAUCUAGUACAGAGCCCUUGUUCGUUGCUAGAGUCGUAUACGAUCUACUGUUCUUCUUCAUUGUCAUAAUUAUCGUUCUGAAUCUUAUUUUUGGUGUUAUCAUUGAUACGUUUGCUGAUCUCAGAUCGGAAAAACAGCAGAAGGAAUUAAUAUUGAAGAAUACCUGUUUUAUUUGCGGACUGAACAGAUCAUCUUUCGAUAACAAAACGGUUUCCUUCGAAGAACACGUGAAACACGAGCAUAAUAUGUGGCAUUACCUCUAUUUCAUUGUUCUGGUAAAGGUGAAAGAUCCUACGGAGUUCACAGGGCCAGAGUCUUACGUGUACGCGAUGGUGAAGGAUCGAAAUCUUGACUGGUUCCCGAGAUUAAGGGCCAAAUCGUUGGCAGCAGACGAGGGCGAAGGGGAACAAGUAGAGUUAAGAAGUUUACAAUCUCAGUUAGAAUCCACGCAACAGUUAGUGAAAUGCUUGUCUCAACAACUUACCGAGCUUCGCGAUCAGAUGACGGAGCAACGAAAGCAGAAACAGCGGCUAGGCCUUUUGAAUUCUGCAUCCGCGAUUUUACACAACGUAACAACGUAAAUCUGAGAUAAGUGUACUUCAGAAUUUCGUUUUUAAUCGUACAUGAAUCUCAAUUUGAUACUCCAACAUGAUAUUUAAUGCAUAAGUUUGUGUGUUCUUAAGAAGCAUUUAAAGACACUGGGAAAUACUAUGAGAGUAACACGUAGCAUUUGUACGGUUUUGUUCCUAAUUUCAACGUAGGGUUAGAUGAGAAAAGUUAUCGUACUCGAUGAGUUGUAUUGGUUAAACAGAUUGAAGCAUUUUACAUCAAACAUUAAUAUCUUCAAAUAUAUUUUCAAUCAGUUUCAUCUCGUGCGAGUAAUUUCUUUGGGGUCCGUGUUACUUAAAACGAAACAAUCAGGAAGAACAUUGUCUUAAAAUAGAACAACACGAUCGUUUUUAUCGUUAUACACACAUAAAUAGCCAAAGGAUCAUAUCGAAAUAUAUAAAAGGAGCAUGUUUAAAAUUCUUAUCGAGAGAUUUUAAUAUUUUUAUGACUUGUUUAAAGCGAGUUCUUGAGAAUGUGUUGUCUUUUAUAGUCGUAGAAUGUGUAUGUAAAAUAACUGUCUGAUUGAUUUUAUAGAUUAGUUAAUUUUCCUGGUUGUGUUUAUAGAUGUUUAAGUUUGUAAAAUAGAAACCCUUUUCAAUCGCUUGUUUUUAGGAUCUGUGCGGAAUGAUUUCGAAGGAUCCUCUCGACGAGUCUUUCUGAGUUUCCCAAUUUUCGUAUCGUUAUGAAGAAAAAAAAAAAAA